AUGGCGGAGUUGUCCGAGAUCAACGGUGGUCCUUUGAAACCUCUCCUGGCCGGCUCGAUGUGGUCAGUUUUACAGCGCGGCAUCGACAUAAACCCAGACCAGACGGCACUGGUUUCUCCAUCGCAGCCGGCUCAUCACCUCCAAGAACUCGUCGGGCCACCUGCUUCAUCGGCUUCGGCUCUGGGCAGAUUUACACCACCCCCGUCGGUCGACUACCUCAGCUGGACUUUUACCCAGCUGGAGCGUGCGGCCGUUCGACUCGGGUCCGUCCUUGAUGUAAACGGCAUUUCGCCAGGAGCAUCCAUUGUCGUCAUCCUCUCGGGCUGCGCCGAAUGGGCCCUCAUGUUCUGGGUGGCGGCAUUGAAGUGUUGCACACUCAUCACCCUAGACACGGCGUUGUUGGAGCCCAGCCAUGAAGUUGAGCUACAGACACUCCUUGACAAGCUGACGCCUUCGUUGAUUCUGGUGGAGAACCAAGAAGUUGCUCGAGCCGUGGACCGUCUGAGGACCACUCAAAAUAAGCCAGGCCCGUUUUUAGGCAUAACGAUAGAGCCUCUUACGAACAUCAUUCCAGGUUGGACUAGCAUGCUUAGCAUGUCCUUUGCCAACGAUAUAAAGGCAAAGCAGGCCACGGACAGCCUCGACAGAACGGCCAUGAUUAUCUUUACAAGCGGCACGUCGACAGGCAGACCGCGAGGCUGCAUAAGAAGAGUUGGCGAGUUGUUGCAACUAAUUAUGUCCAUAUCAUUUCCUCCACUACGAUCACCGCUUGCGCUUAUCAACUCGGGUAACUUCUCAGCCACCGCUGCGAGCAUUCUUUACGUCUGUUGGCAUACGGGCAACGCCGCCGUCCUCGCUGGUGGGGAUUUUAGUGCACCGACGACCUUGACAGCCAUGGACGGCUGGAGGCCAAUGGUCUUGACAGUCGUUGAACCAAUCAAAGUUGAUGUGCUGGCUUACCAUAGCGGCUACUCACAGACCAAGGUCAGCUCGGUAAAACAUGUGCAAUUGAUUGGGGGUGUCACGCCGAUAGAGAGACUCAAAAGGACGCAACGAGUGUUUCCCGCAGCCAAAAUCAUUUCGAAAUAUGGUAUGACAGAAGCAGUGGGCUUUAUCGGGUGGACUGGAACUACGCCAAAGGUCGAGGAUAUCCCGACUUUUCAAGGUGUUGCCUCGUCUGGGGUCGCGUUGCCUGGCAUCAAGCUCAAGGUUGUGGAUGACGAGAGCCGCGUUGUGCGACGCAACGAACCCGGCGUAUUGCAUAUAAGCGGUGAUAUGGUGACUCCCGGCUACUUAGGUGGCGAGCGAGCAGAGGACUUUUAUUAUGAGGAGGACGGAAGUCGAUGGUAUAUUACCGGCGACUACACCGUCAUCGACGACGAUGGUCACGUCUAUGUUCUAGGCCGAUACGAGCAUAUGAUUCGAAACAACGGCACGGUCAUUGCUCCAGCGACUAUUGAGAAUCUCCUUAUGAAGGAUGUCGCAUCUACGUGUUAUCCCUCGGUAACCUAUCUUGUCGUAUCUCGUCAGGUUCUGGUCAUGGGUUUCAAAGCAUCAGCGGGCAAAGAAGUGCCAUAUGCUAUCUUCGAUAAAGAUACUCGCAGCCCAGAGGAUUUGCAAGAGCUCGUCAUCAAGCAACUCGGAUCAAUGUACCGCCUCGGCGCCCGAAUCAUGGAGUCGCUUACGAAGACACUAUUCCCGACCUUCCAGGCCGCGAUGGAAGCCGCCGAUACCGUUGUUGAGGCUGAGGGCUACGCCCUACACAUUCGAACAUCGAAGCGGGAUAACGCUGGCCAACGCAAGUCUGCACUUGUUCGUUGUAUCAAGGCCGGCCCCUACGAAAAUCGGAAGGAUAAAGCUGCUCAUAUCUCUCGUCGUCGCCUCAAUACAGCAACCCAGAAAACAGACUGUGAAUUUCGCCUCUCGUUGAAGGAAAACGCGUACCGGGCGCUUGUUAUCCAGAAGUAUCGCGACGACAUUAUCCGGAAGUUUAAUAACAAUACCCGGCCGACCGAUAUUGCUGGCGAGCUUCGUGACCUGGUUCACGACGAUCCUCGUUUAGCCGGUAUCACGGCUCAAGACGUGAGUAACGCCUUGGCUAGGCACCGUCAGGAAGAACUAGCUGGCCGUACGCCUCUUCAGUUUCUCUACGACCGGCUAGAUAAGUCCGACUUCUUUCAUCGAGAUAGUCGUGAUCCCCAGGGCCGGCUAACUGGGCUAUUUCUCGCGCCUCGUGCUACCUUCCAUCGAUGGCGUCAGCAUCACGAUGUCCUCGUCCUCGACUGUACCUACAAGACGAACCGAUUCAAUAUGCCGUUAUUGAAUAUCUGCGCGGCCACUCGAGAUAACAAAACCGAUAGAGAAUCGAAACCUCCACAAGAUAUCAACGUUCUCCUACAGGCGCCGUAUAUGCCGAUCCGCGAGCGAACCCCCGAAGUCAACGGGCCAAACCGCCGCCAGGUCAAUGUCCUUGUAAUUGGGCUACUAGUCGAGGGCUACCGUGCUGCCAUCGAAUCUUCGAGUCUAUCAACACCAAUACCUCCCUUACACUCGACGACUUCGACCCAUUUUGGUAUAUUCCGAUCGAUACAAGCGCUCAGGGCACAAGCCCUACUCGGGCACCAUACGAGCCACAAGUUAUCAGGGCUAAGGGCCGCCCCAAGGGCUCACUCAACCUCGAAGAGUCACGGCGGUCAAGAUCAACGCGGCGGGAUCCGUCACAUCACGAGAUCGCUGAACGGCAUGAGCGGGCUGAGGCUAUACGACUGCCUCCUCCUCAACGGCACCGGCGGCGAUGACGGGUACGGGCUGCGGCACAUCGAGGAAAACGGCGAUACGUACGAGGCAGGCACACGGAUGCAACGGGCGUAUCAAGCCGGGCGUCAAACGCCAGUCUCUGAUGAUGACGAUCAGCCGGUACGGCGGGAGACCCAAGACUGCAUCUUCGUCGCCGGCCUCACGGACGAUGCCGCCCUUGAGGAUGUAUGGGAUCAAUUGGAAUCACAGUUAGAUGAAGCGGAUCAGGCACGUAGUGCACUCGAAGAAGGAGGCCUGUUGUAA
Hirsutella rhossiliensis is the source of this 3060-nucleotide messenger RNA. RefSeq names its product AMP-binding enzyme domain-containing protein. Gene Ontology annotation, molecular function: CoA-ligase activity. Bases 1 to 3060 code for a protein of 1019 amino acids. The transcript has 8 exons. The record is from RefSeq and is a predicted model, not a curated record. NCBI's taxonomy places the organism in Eukaryota, Fungi, Ascomycota, Sordariomycetes, Hypocreales, Ophiocordycipitaceae.